UUCUCCAACCUGAUGAGCGAUCAGGCACUGUUCUCCAAUAAACGGGCACCGCACGACAAACCCCGAGCGGCAGUGGGGAGGAGAAGAAUCCAGACGGAGUCACGCAGACGCCAUCACUACUACCACACCCGGCCUAACGAACUCCUCCCCACCCCAAGCCCCGCCCAGAGCGACCCACGCACCACGCCAUGCGCCCGGGCGGCCUCCCGACCCAGCAGCCCGGCACGCCGGGCCGCGCGCGCCGCCGCCCGGAUCUCACCCUCCCCAUGCCCCAGCGCGAGGUCGCCACCUCCCUCGCCGUCCCGCUCCCUCUCCCGCCAGCCGCCGCCUCCGCCGGGGGGCCCACCCCGCCGGGCGUCACCGCGCCCGCCCCCGCGGCGCAGCAGCAGCAGCAGCCGCCCCCGCUCGCGGAGCUGGAGCGCGUGCGCCGCGUCGGCAGCGGCGCGGGCGGGACGGUGUGGAUGGUGCGGCACCGCGGCACGGGGCGCCCCUACGCGCUCAAGGUGCUGUACGGGAACCACGACGACGCGGUGCGGCGGCAGAUCGCGCGCGAGAUCGCCAUCCUCCGCACCGCCGAGCACCCGGCCGUGGUGCGGUGCCACGGCAUGUACGAGCGCGGCGGGGAGCUCCAGAUCCUGCUGGAGUACAUGGACGGCGGGUCGCUCGACGGCCGCCGCAUCGCCGCCGAGCCGUUCCUCGCCGACGUCGCGCGCCAGGUCCUGUCCGGGAUCGCGUACCUCCACCGCCGCCACAUCGUGCACCGCGACAUCAAGCCCUCCAACCUCCUCAUCGACUCGGCGCGCCGCGUCAAGAUCGCCGACUUCGGCGUCGGCCGCAUCCUCAACCAGACCAUGGACCCCUGCAACUCCUCCGUCGGCACCAUCGCCUACAUGAGCCCCGAGCGGAUCAACACCGACCUCAACGACGGCAGCUACGACGGCUACGCCGGCGACAUCUGGAGCUUCGGCCUCAGCAUCCUCGAGUUCUACUUGGGCAGGUUCCCCUUCGGGGAGAACCUCGGCAGGCAGGGCGACUGGGCCGCGCUCAUGUGCGCCAUCUGCUACAACGACCCGCCCGAGCCACCGCCCACCGCCUCGCGCGAGUUCAGGGGGUUCAUCGCCUGCUGCCUGCAGAAGAACCCGGCCAAGCGCCUCACGGCCGCGCAGCUGCUGCAGCACCCCUUCGUCGCCGGCCCGCACCCGCAGCCCCUCGCUGCUCCUCCCCCGUCAUGACCACACCACCAUUUCGGCGGGUUGGGAGUUGGGACCAAAGUACGGAUCUCGUCUCAGUUUGGCCUCCCUCCCUUGGCUGCAGGCAGUGUGGGACUCCAAUCAAUCCGGCGUUCCCUUGGAUACAAUACACGGAUCUGAUCCCUGAUGUAUCAAGGGAAUUUGCUGGCCAAUUUCGGGUUCUAUCCUCCAUCAUCGACGUCCGCAUCCAUCCAUGGUUGCUUCUGCUGC
Messenger RNA from Zea mays, 1460 nucleotides. RefSeq names its product putative MAP kinase family protein. Gene Ontology annotation, cellular component: cytoplasm. Lineage: Eukaryota; Viridiplantae; Streptophyta; Magnoliopsida; Poales; Poaceae. Gene Ontology annotation, molecular function: ATP binding; protein serine/threonine kinase activity. The transcript has a single exon. The record is from RefSeq and is marked validated. The coding region runs from base 189 to 1232 and encodes 347 amino acids. Gene Ontology annotation, biological process: protein phosphorylation.